CUCUACAGCAAGAGGUAAGCCCAGACUUGCGCAGAGGUGCGCGUCGAGGUGCACUGUACGAAGGAAGGAACAAAAAACUCAUGGACCUCACAAAACUAACCGAACCUGAACGUUUGUCAUCAAUUUUCGAAAAGCGCAAUUCGCAGGAGUGAUCACAUAUAACGAGUUAUCGCUUUCAAUACAUACAUACAUCAUCAUGAUUCGCUUCAUUCGAGUCUUUGCACUUACGGCAGCUCUGUUGGUAUUGUCCACUGAAGCCCGUCUUUCGGGUCAGACGCAGGACCACGUCGAGGACGAACAGGACGAAGAAAGACGUCUAUACUACGGAUCGUCGUCCGGUGGGUACAGCAACAGAGCCAGCAACAGCAACGUCAAUCAAUACCAGCAAAUGGUGAACGGUCAAAAAUACGGCAACUCGUACGGCAACGCGAACGGCAACUCGUACCAAAACGGGUACGGCUACUACGCCGACGAUGGAGUUAACGAUGACGCCGCCGGGAAUGGUAACGACGAUGGAAACAACAACGACGGGAACGAUGACGGAGCAAACAACAACGAUGAUCAGAACAAUAACAACAACAACAACAACAACAACGGUCAAGAUGACGAUCAGAACGCCAACAACGCCAAUGACGACCAGAACAACGGCCAAAACGGAGGAGGAAACGACGAUCAGUACAACGUACAAGGCGAUGAUCAAAGUGGCAACAACGAUGACGGUCAAGGCGGUAGCAAUGGUAGCAGCAACAGCGAUGGAAUGGAUGUUCAGUCGGACAGCACUAGCAGCAGCAAUCAGAAUAACCUUUUCAAUGGCGCUGGCUCCAAGCUCUUUAGUGACCAACGAACCCUGGAAAUCUUUCAAAUGGCCACGGGAAUGCUGGCGUGCAUCAUUGUCAUGAUGAGCAUCUACAUUUGCUACUUGCGAUGUUCCAUGCGACAGCCCAAGGCCAUUCCAAUGACGAUUGGAUCGCUCGAUCAACCCAUUGCACCCGAGAUUGCCUAUCAGCUCGAGGUGGAGAAGCAAAUUGCACGGGAACACAGCAUGCACAGCACAAUCGCUACCAAUGACCCCUGUGUCUACCAACGUAGUGGUACUUAUACUACGAACGAUCCCGGUGCCUACCAGAACGCUUCUUAUCCUAACAAUGAUGCUGGCAGCGUAAGUCAAAACAAUGCUGCUGCCACGGUGGCUACAGAAAACACUACCCAGAGCACCCUUGCCACGCAUGACAAUCAGAACAAUGCAGAUGGAACGGUCGCCACAGACAACACCCCGGUCAACGACAACACUACUAUCCAAAACACUGUUGUUGACAACACGGACAACAACAACAACAGCAGCAACGCGACUCCAGAAGUGGAACCAGAAGGAAGAGAUCUGUCACCAGUAACCAUCUCCUAAAUUUUGGUGGCUGUUGUUGUCUAAUUUUGGAGGGGUAAGUGGAACAAAUCCUGCGCCCCGGUUCUUCGUGGUGGAUGCAGCCUUGAUGUUGUUGCUUGUUUUUAUGGGGCUUUCUAUAUAUGUACGUUUCAGUGUCUCAAGCUUUCGAAGAAGGACGACUCCAUCAAGGUAGUUCAUACAUCCGAUAGUACGGUGGCCAUCUGACUGAUACAUAUAUGCUCGUUGCCAAGCCUUCCAAGCAAUGGUGGUUGGGUGUACUUCUCGGCUUCGUUGCUGUAAUGGUUAUAGUUUCAGCUUUCCUACU
Messenger RNA from Seminavis robusta, 1706 nucleotides. The record is from the annotation of a GenBank genome assembly. NCBI's taxonomy places the organism in Eukaryota, Bacillariophyta, Bacillariophyceae, Naviculales, Naviculaceae.